ACAUACCAAACAAGAUGGCGGCCUCCGAGGAUCCUGAAAUUCCACCGAAGCUGCGAGCAGUUCGACCGUAUUUACUGCUAGCCAAGGAUCAUGAUAAGAGGGACCCGUUGGUUGCCUACUUCUGUAGGCGCUAUGCAAUGGAAACAUCUUUGGCUCUUGAUAAACAGGAUAAGUCUCCAGACCAUCGAGGCUUCUUAUUCAGCUUAAUGGAUGGUCUAGAAAAGUCUAAGAAAGAACAAGGCUCCAAUGAAAUUUUAGCGAGUGAGCUCGCCUCCCAGGCUCACGUUGAGAACUGUGCCCUCAAGAUCUUCGUUUACGCCGAUAACGAGGACCGAGCCGGAAGAUUCCACAAGGCAAUGGUUAAAUCAUUUUAUAAGUCGGGUCUACUUUUUGAUGUUAUGCAGACGUUUGGAGAGUUAUCGGAUGAGCUGCAAAAAACCAAAAAGUAUGCCAAAUGGAAAGUGACGUACAUCACAGGUUGUCAGAAACGAGGUGAAACGCCACACGCCGGACCCCUAGAUGAAGAAGAAGAAGGAGGUGCAGCCUUUCCCGACAAUCUUUCAUUCCCGACGAAUCCCGACCAACCCUCCUCCUCCUCUUCUUCGUUUCCUCCCCCUGCCUCAUCAAACCCUCCCCCUCAGCAACCCAGCUCCACCUACCCUCCCGUCAAUCAACACCUGAUUCCGCCUGGUAUGCAUGCCCCGCCCUCAACGCCGGAGCAGCCUGGAGUGUACCAAGGGGGCAUCCCUGGCCCCACACAAACACCGCCCUCUGUUGACGGAUUCCCCAAGUUAUCGACUUCGGAGUUCACCAAAGCCCAGAAGUACUGCAAGUAUGCAGGGAGUUCACUCCAGUAUGAGGACGUCCCGUCAGCUGUCGGUUACUUAGAGAAAGCGCUGAGGUUACUCAAGACUGGCAAGGAAUGAACGACUUCUACCAGUAACGAAGCUUUACACAGUAAGCUGACAAGUUGCAGUAGUCGCAUUUCUGCCAAAGUUAUCAAGCAAGCUACAAUUAAAGUCACAUAUGAAAUGGUCAGCUGGGUACAGUGUGUACUGGCUGCAAAAACAGCAAAAAAAUGCCGCGGUAUUUUCAUGUACCAGCGGGUACCAGCCAAAUUUCUGACUGCAGCAUGCAUUCACGAACGGACAACAACCCUCAGAAAUCUGAGAAAUGAUUGAUCCAUGAUUCAUUUCUCAGUUUCACAGUUUUUUGGGGGGGUGAAAAAUCAUGAUCCAGCCCAUAUUACUGGGAAGGGAAUUUUUUUAUUUUCAAGUUCAAUGAAUGUUGAACUCUGUCAGGAAGUUUUGUUCUCAUUUUGUUUGCGGACUACCCUUGUAAAAAUAAUUCUGGUCCGGUCAACAUUUUGAGCUACAAUCCCUGUUUAGUCUAUGUCUUUGCAGUUCCACUGAAAUGUGCAAUUUGUUCUGUGCUGCAUAAAUUUGAGCACUCGACAAAUUUGUAAACCUUGGUGCUGUGAGCGUAUUAUUUGUUAGCAAUAAAACACUUUUUUUUUUCAUGUGGUAAUAAUCUAAGGAUGUUGUUGCUCCACGAUGGUACAAAGCCACGCUGUUAUACCCCAGAGAUCUGUGUCUAUUUACUGUUGUAAUAUAACCCUCACACUAUUGUUCCUAAAUCCUUUCCUUUUUUUGCUGGAUUUUGAUUGACGUAGUACUACACAGCCAGCCAAUGAACACAAAAAGUUCGGUGUGGCAGGAGAUUUUGUCGUUCUGCAGCAGAUUUCACGAAACGCUAGGAUUAAUCCUAUCUUGAGUUAGGACGAGUAACUGGUCCUAACUUAGGAUGGGUUCAAUGUGUCCUAUUUUCUGUGGUAACGUAACUUUGUCGUCCUAAGUCCUAAGAUUAAUCCUAAGUUAGGAAGAGUUGGUCUGAUGAGCUUUUACAAUUAUUGUUGAGGGUAUAGAGUACAAAGCAACCUGACUCUUUUAAGUCGUCAGCACAACAUUAAGCCUUUAAAAAAAAGCAAAGUUUAAAGUUGUUAAAUAUUUUUCGAAAGUAUAAAAUCUUUUUCAGUUUGUAGCUGGCCAAAGUCUGUUCCAUGGUCUGUCCUAUUUUAAAUUACCUUAUAAUGUGAACACUUAACCCAUUCCGUGCCUUAUUUUCUGUUCAUAAUAAUCUUAGUUGAUAACAAGAGACAGUGUUUAGACAAUGGUGAACAUGUCUUAGGGGUAAGUUCAAGAUUCAGCUGAACAUGCGAAGUUUAAAACUUUGAUUGCCAUAUAGUGCACAUUAUUUUUCUUAAUGGUUUGAUAUGCUUAGCACGUCAAUACCCUCUAAAGGUCUUGGUUGCACUUGCCCAUGGCUUUGUCUUUGGCUCCGGCUUAGGAUUGGGUUUGGCUCCUGCUGUGGCUCCUGCUGUGGCUUUGGCUAUGAUUUGGGCUCUGGCUGAAGCUUCUGUAAGUUGCGCUUCUGCUAUGUUGCUUU
Asterias rubens (European starfish) is the source of this 2445-nucleotide messenger RNA. Its product is annotated as vacuolar protein sorting-associated protein VTA1 homolog. Gene Ontology annotation, cellular component: multivesicular body. The coding region runs from base 15 to 926 and encodes 303 amino acids. The record is from RefSeq and is a predicted model, not a curated record. NCBI's taxonomy places the organism in Eukaryota, Metazoa, Echinodermata, Asteroidea, Forcipulatida, Asteriidae. Gene Ontology annotation, biological process: late endosome to vacuole transport via multivesicular body sorting pathway. The transcript is spliced from 7 exons.